AAAUAUUCUACAUUUAAUAAAUAUUAUGUUGCAUUGUAAAAUCAAUGCAUAAUAUAGGGAUUUUUCAGAAGCAUAAUAGUGAAAUUCUCCUUUAACUGAUAUAUAAAGAAACGUAAGACAUACAUAAAGAAUUGCUGAAGAAUUUGUCAUCACUCUAUUUAUGAAAGGAAUAUACAAGUUGAGAUAGUGAUAUAAAGUAAAUAUGUUUGCCUUAUUUAAUUUCCAGAGCUUAUUGACAAUAAUAUUGUUAUCAGUAUGCACUUGUACAUACACUAGAUUGAUAUUCCCAAGUCUAGUGGAUAAAAAUAAAAAUGGAUUAUUAGGAGUACUUUGGAAAUGUGCUAGAGUUGGUGAAAGGAAAAGCCCAUAUGUAGCGGUAGGCUGCUGUUUUAUGGCAAUGAGUAUUUUAUUUUUGACAUAAAUUAAAGCUAAGAAACAUAAAUUAAAUUUUAUAAGUUUUUUG
Ceratosolen solmsi marchali is the source of this 463-nucleotide messenger RNA. RefSeq names its product transmembrane protein 167A-like protein ksh (gene ksh). Bases 203 to 421 code for a protein of 72 amino acids. The record is from RefSeq and is a predicted model, not a curated record. The transcript has 3 exons. NCBI's taxonomy places the organism in Eukaryota, Metazoa, Arthropoda, Insecta, Hymenoptera, Agaonidae.